This is a messenger RNA of Paracoccidioides lutzii Pb01, 471 nucleotides long. RefSeq lists its product as hypothetical. Bases 1 to 471 code for a protein of 156 amino acids. The transcript has a single exon. The record is from RefSeq and is a predicted model, not a curated record.
AUGGACCUUGCCACUUCGUGUUAUGACGGUUACAAUCCGGGCCGUCGCAUCUACGUGUCUGGAUUCUGCACAAGCCUCCAGUCCUACGCUGCCAUCGUCUCAAUACCUGCCAGAAUGAAAGCGACAGGUCACAUGAACAUCACGGGGACUAGGCCGAACGCUUUCCCUCGACUCAUCGAUCCGGCCCUGGAAAUCAGAGCCGCGAUUCUCUUGCGUGGUGUGUGCCAGCCGCUCCGCUAUGGCUACCCCUUCCAUCUCCGGAUGGCAUCUCCGCCUCCUAGCCCCCUUCCGUACGGUGGACGGGAAUCCCACCCACCGCUGUUUCCGCUCCACCCUACGUUUUCGUCCAACUCUCUUGCCGCUUUUGUAGGCCAUUCUCUUAGCCCCCUACGCCCCCUGACAAAGCCGGCGCUUCUAAGUGCGACCAAUGGGCCCACCCAUGAUCCACCCCCACCACCCAUGGACCCUUGA